Molecule: messenger RNA, 2640 nt
Organism: Chrysochloris asiatica (Cape golden mole)
Lineage: Eukaryota; Metazoa; Chordata; Mammalia; Afrosoricida; Chrysochloridae
Gene: SLC9A1
Product: solute carrier family 9, subfamily A (NHE1, cation proton antiporter 1), member 1
Exons: 12
Coding region: 193-2640 (815 amino acids)
Biological process (GO): sodium ion transport; proton transmembrane transport; regulation of pH
Cellular component (GO): membrane
Molecular function (GO): sodium:proton antiporter activity
Source: RefSeq, a predicted model, not a curated record
GGAGUUUUGCAAAUCCCUUAUUCCCAGAGAGCUGCUUCCAUAAAAAUACCUCAUAACUCUCUAAAACAUGAACUUUUCUUAGAGACUACUACCCCAGUAUCUCUUCCUACCUGCUGACUCCUUGCUACCCUAUGUCCCAGACCUUACUUUCCCUUUGCUAGAGGUUGAGGCCUACUGGGUUGAGGGAACAGGAUGAUGCCUCUGUGGCCUAGCAUCUGUGGCCUCUCUCCACCACGGAUCUUCCCUUCAUUGCUUGUGGUAGUAGCCUUGGUGGGGCUUCUACCUGUUCUCAGGAGCCAUGGCCUCCAGCCCAGCCCUACUGCCAGCACCAUCCGGGGCUCAGAACCACCACGGGAACGCUCCAUUGGGGAUGUCACCACCGCCCCUCCAGAAGUCACCCCAGAAAGCCGCCCUGUUAACCAUUCUGGCCAUGAACAUAGCACAAAGCCACGAAAGCCCUUUCCAGUCCUGAGCAUUGACUACGGGCAUGUGCGCACACCCUUCGAGAUUGCCCUCUGGAUCCUGCUGGCCUGUCUCAUGAAGAUAGGUUUCCAUGUGAUCCCCACCAUCUCUAGCAUCGUCCCCGAGAGCUGCCUGCUGAUCGUGGUGGGCCUGCUGGUGGGAGGCCUGAUCAAGGGCGUGGGUGAGAAGCCGCCACUCCUGCAGUCGGACAUCUUUUUCCUCUUCCUGCUGCCACCCAUCAUCCUGGACGCGGGCUACUUCCUACCACUGCGGCAGUUCACAGAGAACCUGGGCACUAUCCUCAUCUUUGCCGUGGUGGGCACGCUAUGGAAUGCCUUCUUCCUGGGCGGCCUCAUGUAUGCCGUGUGUCUGGUGGGUGGUGAGCAGAUCAACAACAUUGGCCUGCUGGCCAACCUGCUCUUUGGCAGCAUCAUCUCAGCUGUGGACCCUGUGGCCGUGCUUGCUGUCUUUGAGGAGAUCCACAUCAAUGAGCUGCUACACAUCCUUGUCUUUGGGGAAUCUCUGCUCAAUGACGCUGUCACUGUGGUUCUGUACCACCUCUUUGAGGAGUUUGCCAACUACGAACAUGUGGGCAUUGUGGACAUCAUUCUCGGCUUCCUCAGCUUCUUCGUGGUGGCCCUUGGCGGGGUGUUUGUGGGCGUGGUCUAUGGGGUCAUCGCAGCCUUCACCUCCCGAUUCACCUCCCACAUCCGUGUCAUCGAGCCGCUCUUCGUCUUCCUCUAUAGCUACAUGGCCUACCUGUCAGCUGAGCUAUUCCACCUGUCCGGCAUCAUGGCACUCAUUGCCUCAGGAGUGGUGAUGCGCCCCUAUGUGGAAGCCAACAUCUCCCACAAGUCCCACACGACCAUCAAGUACUUUCUAAAGAUGUGGAGCAGCGUCAGUGAGACUCUCAUCUUCAUCUUCCUUGGUGUCUCCACUGUGGCUGGUUCCCAUCACUGGAACUGGACCUUUGUCAUCAGCACCCUGCUCUUCUGUCUCAUCGCUCGAGUGCUGGGUGUGCUGGGCCUGACCUGGUUCAUCAACAAGUUCCGCAUAGUGAAACUGAGUCCCAAGGACCAGUUCAUCAUUGCCUACGGGGGCCUGCGAGGGGCCAUUGCGUUCUCCCUGGGCUACCUCCUGGACAAGAAGCACUUCCCCAUGUGUGAUCUGUUCCUCACUGCCAUCAUCACCGUCAUCUUCUUCACCGUCUUUGUGCAGGGCAUGACCAUUCGGCCCCUGGUAGACCUGUUGGCUGUGAAGAAAAAGCAAGAAACAAAGCGCUCCAUCAAUGAGGAGAUCCACACACAGUUCCUGGACCACCUUCUGACAGGCAUCGAGGACAUCUGUGGCCACUACGGUCACCACCACUGGAAAGACAAGCUGAACCGAUUUAAUAAGAAAUAUGUGAAGAAGUGCCUGAUAGCUGGCGAGCGCUCCAAGGAGCCCCAGCUCAUCGCCUUCUACCACAAGAUGGAGAUGAAGCAGGCGAUCGAGCUGGUGGAAAGCGGGGGCAUGGGCAAGAUCCCCUCCGCUGUGUCCACUGUCUCCAUGCAGAACAUCCAUCCCAAGGCCCUGCCUGCUCAGCGCAUUCUGCCAGCACUGUCCAAGGACAAGGAGGAGGAGAUACGCAAAAUCCUGAGGAACAACUUGCAGAAGACCAGGCAGCGGCUGCGGUCCUACAAUAGGCACACGCUGGUGGCAGAUCCCUACGAGGAGGCCUGGAACCAGAUGCUUCUCCGGAGACAGAAGGCCCGGCAACUGGAGCACAAGAUCAAUAACUACCUGACAGUACCGGCCCACAAGCUGGACUCGCCCACCAUGUCUCGGGCUCGCAUCGGCUCAGACCCUCUGGCGUAUGAACCAAAGGCAGACCUGCCUGUUAUCACCAUCGACCCAGCCUCCCCACAGUCACCCGAGUCUGUGGACCUGGUGAACGAGGAGCUGAAGGGCAAGGUCUUGGGGCUAAGCCGGAAUCCAGUGAGCGUGGCUGAGGAUGAUGAGGAUGAUGAUGGCAUUGUGAUGAGGACCAAGGAGGCUUCGUCCCCAGGCACUGAUGAUGUCUUCACACCUGGGCCCAGCGACAGCCCUAGCUCCCAGAGGAUACAGCGCUGCCUCAGUGACCCAGGCCCCCAUCCUGAGCCUGGGGAGGGAGAGCCUUUCAUCCCCAAGGGACAGUAA